GCAAGAAACGUUGCGUGUUGUUGAGUUUUAUUUUGCAAACGAGUUUUUGAUUAUUUUGAUCGUCAGUUUUAUACAAUAUUCAGUUAGUGGUAACUGGCUGUUGCAGAAUUUAGUGUUUAGUGUUUUAUAUUUGCUGUUAAGGUUACGCUUCUCGUGGAAUUUUAGUAUUCGUUUGUGAACAUCAACCUACUUUGUUCGUGUUGACCCGAGAGUGAUUUAAAAAAGUUCGCAACAGUACGCUGCAAGUCCAGCUUUAGCGUGUAUUCGUCACUGCCAACUAUUCCGCCCUAAGAACCCUUAAAUGUCGUCAUGCUAGACCGGAGCCGCGCUAGUUGUAGUCACCACGCUCCAACCUUAAGAAAAAUUGAAGGCCGUUGGCGUUCGUGACGUCAUGAGCCAACCGCAGGAUGAGGCCCGAGCGGCCAGGAUGCAGAAAUAUAAAGAGGAGAGGAGGAAACAACUCACCGCCAGAACAGCGACGUUGUUCUCAGCUAACGUCACUGACCGGCGGUCGAGAAAACUUGCGAGUCAGACACCACCAGAAGAUUCCGCCUCUCCUCUCAAGUCCUCCUCCGAGCUCAACCUCAACACCGCUUCAACUUCAGUGCCUAUUAGAACGACGCGAGCGUCACGCCUUAGAGCCGCUGCCGCUAGUCAAUCUGAAUCCUCUCCAACUCUAAGAAAAUCUAAUAGAAGCUCCUCAGCUCAGUCUUUAGAAGAUGAUAAAGCCAAGAAAAACAAGAGCUCCAAAAUCAUAGAUAGAGAUAAAGUCAGAUCUGUGGCAAGAAGACAGAGUCACGAAAAAGAAAACCUUAAAAGCGCGUCGACAACCUGCUUCCCCGAAAAAGAUAUUGGUGCUAUUAAAUCGAAACCUAAACAUUCCAUUAAUAAAAAUAUUUUAGAGAAAGACAAAAGUAAUUUUAUAGCCGCUAGUGUUAAAGGAAAAAAUGUUGACGAGAAGUGUUCCAAGUUAGAUGAUAGAAGAAAGAGGAAUUCGGUUGACAACAAAUCGAUAACUGUAAGCGAUGAGGAGAAGCCUUUGCUCGUUAACGGAGAUGAGUUAUUUGAUGAGCUCCUCGGUGAUAAAAGUUUGGAGAAGGAGAAACUUGAAGAUUUAUUCAAUGAUUUAAUUGAAAACGAGGACAUCCAGAAGAAAAUUGACUUGAAAACUGAGGAUUCGGAUACGAAUGUAAGACUAAAUGGUCACAAAGACAUACCGGUUUUAGAAGCUGUAGAAGUUAAAGUAGAAGAUAGUGGUGUAGUGCCAAAAGAGGUGAAAAGUGAGGGGGUCGGGGGGUUGUUGGGAGCCGUAUGUGUUCGUAGAGUGGAAAGAUUUAGUGAGUUGCUCAGCAAUCUGUGUUCCCCGUGUGAUGCUGAUCUGCUGUUUGAAGAUAUCUUGGUGGAGAAUGGGAUCGACGGAGAUGACGAAUCGCGCAAGACCGUCCCGGAGUGCGCCGCGCCAUGUCGCCGCGCGCAGCCUUCGCCGCGCACGACCAGUACGCCGAAACGCACGCAAACUGCGCACUCUGAUGAUGGAACUGUUGCCAAAACAAGAAAUCGCCGUUCCCUCGAAGCACCAUAUCCCAAGACUGAAAGCUCACUGCCGUCUUCCAAACUAUCUCCUAAAUCUACUAUUAAUUUAUCUUUCAAACCGUCUCCAUCUAAAUCUUCAGCCCUUUCCUCUCAUAAACCAUAUGAGAGGCAACGCAGUUCAGAUACUGGCACCAAACCUAGUUGCAUACCUUUAUCUAAGAAGAAUAUAGAAAAGCAUAAUCGUUCUUCGACAUCACCCGUGAAACAAGACUCGCCAAGAGAAGUGACGAAAUUAGAAACGCCUAAGAUCAGAUCAGUUCGCCGAAGCCCUGAAAAGGCAAAGAGUGACACUGAAAAUAAUCGUAACGACAGAAGACAUCGAGCUCAAAAGGAUAGUGAAAAUCGUAGCGAAAAAUAUCAUUAUUCAAAGAAAAGACUGACUAGUUUAGAAAAUAAUUCUUCGAGAGACACGAGUGAUGCUAAGAAAAUUUCAUCUAAACUAUUGAACAAUAAAUCGGAAACAAAUUUUAAAUCGGAUGCCAAUACACAGGUAGAAGGGUCUAAAGAAAUUGCAAAGAUGUCUACACUUCAUGAAACUGUUAGACCACAUAGCUCUAGACUUUCGCAGGAGAUGGACAGUUUAGCUGCGUUGACUAAACAAACUUUAGAUAGGGUUAACAAAUUGUCGAAUAACUUAACUAGUAAUAAGUUAAAUUUAGACUCUGCUGAGCCUUGUUAUGACUCCCUUUUUGGAACGGCAUCGGAAGAAAAGAACAACAGUCAGACUUAUAAUUUCGGCCUUACUGCUGAGAGGCCCGUCUCAAGCAGAGGAGUCACUGAAAGAUUGAGAGAUAUAGACACAGCUGCUCAGAGAUUGAUUGACUUUGAAAAGCAAAAUGCGAUGUUUUCUGAUCUCAAUAAUGAUACUAGUCAAAAUCGUCGGCCUGAUACUUCAAUUAUUUCUCUCAGUCACACUCCCGUGUCUAUCUUAAAGCGAAAAUCCAUUCAUGAAGACAACGCAGUAUCUAACACUCCGAAUCACGCUAUAGCUUCGCCUCCGGUCACAUUCUCGCCUAGCGUUAUUGAGCCACGUAAUGAUCGCUCAGAUAAGCGCCAAGGCAUAUUGAAGAAACGCCGAAGCUUAGAUGAAUCACAAGUGGCAAGAAGAAGGUCUUGCAGCCCCGAAGUUUCAUUCGCAGAUGAUGGCACUUCGGAUGCUAAUAAACCUAUACUAAAAAAUAGAAGGUCUUCCCUAGAAGAUGUUGUACGAAAUAGAUCGCCCGAUGGGCAAAUCCAAGGUAUAUUAAAAAGGAAAAUGAGCCGAGAAGAAGAGUCAGUCAAUGAUGAUGUAUCUCAUGGCUCUCCAGAACCUCACGGAAUUUUGAAAAGGAAAUCAAAUUCUAGCUCUAGUAGCAGUACGGCUUCGUCUCAUGUUUCUAUUGCUCAAGCUGUGUUGUUAGCAGCCGCAGGCGGCGCUGAAAUAGUUGAAGAUGAUAAGGAAGCUGUGAGACCUAUAUUGAAGAAAAAGAGUUUUUCAGAAGAACGACCGUGUCUUGAUAUAGUAUCGUCGGAUACUCCGAAACCGAUUUUGAAGAAAAAGUCAAUCGAACACGAUGAACAUGAUUUCGAGCUCCCUAAAAAACCGAUCCUGAAGUCAUCGAAAAAGUUGUCCGGCGAUGAUGGGCAUGCUUCUAGUUUCGAUUUGAGCGAAGACGACAGAAGCUCACGCCGGUCUUCACUCCUUAGGUCGCGGACAUCUGACCAUUCGGGAUCGGAAUGCGAAACGACUGUUAGGCCCAUUUUAAAACAAAGGGGUUCGAGUCUCACUAGGGAACGUAGCCAAUCGCCGCGCCCACGACUCUCGUUUUGCGCGGACAAUGAUGCGAAUACUAGUGCGACAAAUUUUAGUUGCGACGCGAACGACUUGUCGGCGGCUGGACCGCGACGAGUCUUGAAUAUCGCGACCGAUCCGGAAGAAAGCUAUCCGAGCGCAGUGCUCCGCCGUAGGAACCUGCGACCGAAUGCGAACCCGCGAUCAAAAAGCCUGGCAUGUGAUGUUAACGAUGAGUUACUUUCCAUAUUAAAUAACCGACGAAUAAAAGUGGAUGAAAAUUGUCAAAACGGACAUUGUGAACCUUGGGAUCGUGUUAGAGAUAUUGAAGAAAAUAGUCGGCCAAAAGCAUUUCCUUCAAUCGCAGCCAGAAUCAAAAGUAUGGAGCAGGCUCUAAAAGAAACAACUACAAAAGAUCAACCAUCCACUUCUAAAUCGCUUAGGAGGAGUGAUAAAGAGCGAUAUAAAACUCAACCAAUCACCGUUGAAGAAAUGAGAUCUAUCACUUCAAGUUUGGAGCCGGGCCAAGUGAGUUUCCAAGCGUUCGGCCCCGCGGCUUGUAGUUUUCCGACCCGUCCCGUCGAGUUCGGUGCUGCUCCCUCUGCCACGGCCCCGUACGGCGGGGAACCCGAGAGAGACCCCUUCGCAGACUUCGCCAAGACCUUGGACUCGCCGCCAUUCAGCACCAACUUCAGUGCCAAAUCGCCGACUGUGAACGGUUUGAACGGUGCCGGUGCCAAGGACGACAGUUUCGGCGAGGCCACUUUUCUAGACUUUGAAAACAUCCACGCGAAUGCCGAGAGAAAACAGUCGACGCUGGACGAGAUAGAACAAGAAGUGAACAAAGUUCGCGUGGCUCUGGACGAAGACAGUCGCGCUCUCGAGGAAGACGAGAGACAGCAGGCUGAGGCUGACAACUGGAGCCUGAACGUUUCAUGUGAUAGUGGCGUGUACAACCGGGCCUCAUCCAGAGAUUCCGGCCCGCACUCGGGCGAGGAGCUAGGCCUGAUCGAGAGUCAGGAGAUCCAAGAGAAUCACGCUACGAAUAGUAGUAGCAACGAGUGGUCAUCUUCGUCCAUAGAACGAGGGUUACUGACAAUGGACCGAGCAAGGAAAUCCACUGAAACUGAGCCAACAAGGACCCCUGAGGACCAGGCCAGUGAUGAUGAAGGGAGGGCGAAUGAGAAUGCAUUUGCCUUGGGUCUGGUGAAAAGCAACAGUGUAGUGGCUAGAGCGAGCAUGUGGCAAGCGUUGCAGCAACAGGCUAAAGGGACACCGAAGCCGUUGCUACGUCACAACCGCUCCAAAGUGAAGGACGGCCCGUCGGUCGCAGAGAGGUUCAAGACCCAGCCCAUCUCCUUCACAGCCUCUGUUGACUCCGCAGAACCACCAACUGAAACCUUCUCUCUCACUCAGUCCAAGAGUACCGCCAAUGUGCUAGACAGGGACGAAGAUGCUAAGUUAGACGAGGACGACCCGGCCAAGAUGUCACUCUCUGAGAAGAUGAAGAUGUUCAACAACAAGUUGACGCACAAGCCUCCUGUUGCUGGACUCCCGAGACCGAAGGAAGAGAGAGUGCCCCGAACGUCCAGACUUCGCACCAUGCCUGUAUUAGCCAGCCAAGUCCAAGAGGCAAUGGAGCAGAACGAGAGGUUAACCAAAUCGUUGACCCACGAAGAUGUGCCGCGCAAUCCCGAUUUCCAGCUCAAAAUGGAACUGUUCCGUUCGGCGAGCGCGAAAAACACGUCGCUUGAGUACCUCAUGCGGCAGAACUCAAAGUUUAGGAGCUUAGACUACGACGACGAUACUCCGUCAGAGCGCGCUGAGAGGAUGAUCACUCCAGAAGUGCGCGGGAUUCUCAAGUCUGGGACCACAGUCGUGCCUUCUAAACCCAAGACCUUGGCUAAGGGAGAAAGUUCAGAGGGUCUGAAAGACGAGGGUAUCGACAGUUCUUCGGACGACGAUUCCGCCUCGGCCACCACCGUGUCUUCCUCAGAGAAGAGCUGCUCCUCAUCAGACAGUUCUCCUCCCAGCCCAGUGCCAGGUCCGAAACCUAGGAGAUUCCAGCGCAAAAAUAACAAGCUCAAGAACUCUAGGACAGAAUCAGACAUAACCAGACUCCAAGAACCAUAUCGCCACGACGCGAGAAAGAUCCAAUUACCAGGAGCGAAUGAGUUAAAGGAGCGUCUAGUCCAAGCCAAGAAUGCAGAAGUCAAGACUCCUCUACUAGGCAAACUAGGCCGAAGACCUUCAGAGGACAAGAAAGACGACGAAACCAACAGAUAUAAACGGUUCGUCAAGAAGUUAGACGAACCUAUUCAACUGGGGAAGUUAAGGCGACCAGUUGAAAAAGUCGCGUCGCAAUGUGUGGAAGAGAAACCGCCGCCGGUUUUGAAAAUAUCCGCGUUGAACCAGGCUGCGAAGAAUAAGUUCUUCGGCUUGGAGGCGCCGCUGAAGAAAGAAAAGAGUAUCGAUGAGCUCGCGGCUGCUGUCAGGAAAUAUAUACCGCCGCCGGUCAGCAAGUCGAUGUCGAUCCACACGAUGGAGGUGGGCGGGUCGGGCAGCGACGGCGAGAGUAGCGGCGGCCGAGAGGUGCGGCACAUCAACACCAGAGUGCGACACAGAUUGGGUGGCGGCGUGCAGAGGAGCGCCACUCAUGCAGAGAUGCCGCACCGAGGAGGCACCAUUGCCGAAAGGCUGGCGGCGCUCCAGGCAGCCGGCGCGAACGACUGGCGAGCGAGGGUCUGCCGGCUGAGCCCUGAGAAGGAGGACACCAAGGCCAUAGAGCGAGCCAAAAACAAGAUCAACGAAGGUCUUCCGCCACCAAGCAGAUCCAUUGUGGGCGCGGAAUCUCUGAAUGCUGCUGUGGAAGAUAAGAAGAAGGUGCAAAUAGACGAAAACGAAUUGGGCCAGAACAUUUUAGCUGAUAGACGGAACAAGCUAGAAACAGCUGCUCAGGGAUGGCGCAAACGCGUGCCUCAGACGGACGCGAACCUGUUCACAGUCGCGGGCCGCUUAGAACGCGACAAGGUCGGCACACCGCCGAUCACGCCGCCACCUGCGCCCGCGCCGCUCACCCCACUCACUCCGCUCACACCGCUCUCUACGCCUGGGGUACCCGCGCCUAAUAAGUUCAAAUCCCGAAAACAGACAUCACCUACAAAUGGCUUCGCGUCGGGUCCAUUGCGGUCGGCGUCUUGCGCGGUAGUCAGUGCUGUCGCAAACGAACCCAAACCCAAGGAGCCUGUGAAGGUUGACAGAGAGUCUUUCAAACGGAGCCAUUCUGUCAGCGAGAGCAUCAGCCGGGUUGACGAGAAAGAGGAAUCACCCGGGGCCGAGAGGACUGGUUGUGCCGUGCGCGUGCCAAGAGCCGACGAUGAGACGUUCCAAGCGUUCUUCGCGCCCAUGCUCCAACAGGAGAAGACAGCCGACAACAUUGACGUGGAUCUGGAUGCUAUUGAUAGUGGCUCUCGACAACUCCUAGCAAGCGACUGGGCGCGUCGUGCCAAGCGCGAGCGCAAGCACGCUGCGUCGCGCAACCCUUUGAAGGCGCUUGCGGCCCGGACUGACUUGCGUGAAGAAUACGUCGCACCACCUUCCACUAUUAGAGAUCAACUCAUUAAGGAAAAAGCGACAGCCAACUGUGGUUUGGCAGCGGAAGCGCUUGCAGCGCUGGCGAGUAAAGAAGACUUCAGCAACGUAGCGCUGCGCAGCGCUUCGGCCAGCAACGUGCCUAGCCAGGGGUGCAAGCCGUUGAUGCUGCUGCAAGUCAAGGGGCGCAGGCGGGUGCAGACGAGAUUAGUAGAGCCGACGCACACAAGCGUGAACCGAGGAGACUGCUUCGUACUCGUUACUCAAGACUGCGUUUUCCUGUAUAUUGGACUCUAUGCCAACGUCAUUGAAAGGAACCGCAGCACAGAUAUCGCCGCUCACAUCCACAACACGAAAGACCUCGGCUGUAAGAACGCCACGGGAAUCAUCAAAAUCGACGAGCAGACCAAGAAAUACUCCAACAAGCAAUGGAACCAGUUCUGGUCGCUCCUCGGCCUCACUGAAGGAAUUGAGGACUACAGACCAACAGAAACUGGUCACCCAGAUGAAGAUGAGAUAUAUGAGUCCUGUAUCGUACAGACUAAUAUGUGCUACGAAGUGAUGGACGAUGAACUCGUGCCUAUAAAGGAAUAUUGGGGCCAGCUGCCCAAGAUCUCAAUGCUGCAUCAAUCUAAAACAAUUGUGUUCGAUUUCGGAUCAGAAAUGUACAUCUGGUACGGGAAAAACGUGCCGUUGGAAAGCCGGAGACGCGCCGCGCAGCUUGCCCAAGAAUUGUUCGACGAAGGGUACAACUAUGAAGAAUGCCAUAUCAACCCCCUAAACGCCGCCGAGUACCAAGGUGCUCGGGAGAAAGCUUCCAGCCCAGUGAAGGCGUCUAAAAGCCGACCCGAAUGGGCGAUACUCUCCAAAGUAACCCAACACAUGGAAACUAUACUCUUCAAAGAGAAAUUCCUCGAUUGGCCCGAUUACACAAGAGUCAUCAAAGUCAAACCCCAGGAGAACAGAGCGAACAGUACUGAAAUCACUCCUUGUGAUGCUGAAGAAAUGUGGUCGAAUGAGUACCAGGACCCAGAUCUCAUUUUAGAAGGGUCCCAUAUCGGCCGUGGGACCAGCUAUUAUGACAAAGAAUCUAUGAGACAUUACAAUAUCACCACUAAAUCUGUUUGCAAGUGGGUUAUUCAAGAAUACGACUAUCAGAAGGUCGAUAAUGAAGCCGAGAUGAGUGAGUUCUUCUCUGGGGACAGUUACAUAAUCAGAUGGGAAUACCAGAUCACUGUGACUGGUCGUGAACUGAACGGGAAGCCGUCGAAACAUAACCUUACUGGUAGAGACAGAUGUGCCUAUUUCUGUUGGCAAGGGAAAGAUGCCUCUUCGAACGAGAAAGGUGCAGCUGCUUUGCUAACCGUUGAGUUGGAUAAAGAGAAAGGUCCGCAAGUGAGAGUGGCCCAAGGAAACGAGCCUCCAGCGUUCAUGAACCUGUUCCAAGGCAACCUAGUCAUACAUUCAGGCAAAAGAGACUUGGACAAAAGCCGGUACAGACUAUUUGUAACACGCGGCAACCUCUCCAAUGAAGCGUAUCUACUCCAAGUACCGUGUUCGGUGCGCCAACUACGCAGUCGUGGUUCCCUACUCUUAGUCGAUACAGAAAAAGCGUGCCUUUACAUCUGGCAUGGCGCACGAAGCCUGAAACAUACAAAGAACAUUGCUAUCGAACUAGCGAACAAACUCAUCGCUAGAAAGUCGACUUACUUCUUCGGGAGCAAGGUCUCUGAUGUUAAGAUAACUGAGGUUAAGGAAGGCGAGGAGCCGAAAGAAGUGUUGGAAGCUUUGGGCGUGGCGAAUAAACAGUACUACAAUUCAGUACUAGGGGCAAGUAAGGAUGUGGGGUGUGAUAAAACCCCCCGGUUGUUCCACUUCACGGACCUUGGUGGGCAGUUCGAAGCGAACGAGGUGCUGUCACCGCUGCGCCACGACCAUCUGGUGACACCCUUCCCUUUUGAACAAAAGGAGUUGUAUUCCGCUUCGCAACCAGCCCUAUUCCUGCUGGAUGACGGCAUUGCGGUGUGGCUGUGGCAGGGCUGGUGGCCGCGCGGCGAGGAUGGGGAGUUAGAGCCCGCUGAGAGGAACACUGGUGUGGGAGCAUUCGCAGCGCGCUGGCAGGCGAUGCGUGCCGCGGCGCUGCGCACGGCCGAGGCGUACUGGAGGGCCGCGCGCGGCUCGCGGCCUGACGUCAGGGUGGUCACCGCCGGCCUCGAGCCGCAGGCCUUCACCGACCUGUUCGACACCUGGGCCGAGCAUGACGACGCGGCUGAGGCUAACAUCGCGCACGGGUAUAAGGCGGGCGAGGUUCUAUCGGGCGCGUGCGAGCUCUCGCGGCUCAGUUCGUGUGACGCCGUGCUGCCUCUGGCUGCGUUACAGCGUCGCCCCCUGCCCGACCACGUGGACCCGCAUCACCUUGAGCGGCAUUUGUCUUCGCCUGAUUUCCUGGAGGCUUUCGGCAUAACCAAAGAAGAAUUCACAGCACUCCCUGCCUGGAAGCAGACCAACAUGAAGAAGGACGUCGGCCUGUUUUGACCCGCCGGCCGCCGCCCCGAACUGAGCCACGGCGCCGCGACCCUGCGAGCCCGGUAGACUCCACGAGACAAACAGUGGAUCGCGCCAACUACGAAUAGAAUAUACCUUUUGUACAACCGCAUCAAUUUUCGUACUUUUUUACCGAACAACGUUGAAGGAUUUGAUACAAUUAAUAUUAAGAGCACGCUUUAAAUUCUAUAGUAAUCGAAACAAACGUUUUGUACUAACGGAAUGUAACUAUGUAUUCGUUCUCGUGAUAUUUUCAUGUAACCGCUGUAGACAAGUAGAAACGAUUUGUAACGUUGGAAUUGUUUAUGAAGUGAUAAUAAGCUCGUCACGUCCAUAGCGCGGCAGAAUUCUUAGUGUUUGUACAUAGUUGUUUUAUUUAAUUUAUUUUUGAAACUCAACUUUUUAUCCACUUUUCUCGUUUCUCGAAAUUGUGUUUCAAUUGCAAUAUUCACUUUUCAUAUGAAUUUGUAAAGUAAUUUUAGUUUAGAAUCUUAGUGUAAUGCCGGCAUGGAUAUGAAGUGACGAUGAAAUGUUAAGGUGAUAUUUUUCGAUUCUACGUUUAGAUGUUACCAAACGACGCGUCUGGCCAAAGAUAUCAUUUUGCCAAAUGUGGUAAUUAACAUUUCUAUAUUAUUGCGCGUUAUUUGAUAACGUCUGAAUGUGAAAUGUUUUAGUAGGGCAAAAUGUAUCUGGUCAAAGUAUGGUUAUCGGUUUAAAUCGCUAGAUAUGCAACACGUACUUCUUUAUACGCUUUAGGGUAGGCUUAAAUGGUCUGUGGCGAAUGAAGACCCACACAAAACAUUACAUGUGAUAUUUGCUUUGUUUACUAUUAAUUCGCUAACUUUACGAUACUUAAUACGACCGUUAUACCAGCGAAUUGUUGUUAUAAAGUAUUUGUAUAGGUCUUGAUCGCCGCAGGACGUCUAUAUAUUCUAACACAUCACAUAUCUACUCAUUAGCUAAUCUUUUAUACCGUGCGUUAGGUGGACCAUGUUAAACAAUUUUAUAACUUCAUUCGGCAUUCGAGCCUUGCUUAGCUUGUUUGUAGACAACUGACAUAAUUAUAGCAAUCAUAUGACUACAUUUUGACUUUAUAUAGACUUUUUGUUGCCAAACACGAGACGUUACGAUUUGACUGAAAUAAAUUAUGAUAAGCCGAGCGUGGACUAACGAUAUGCGGCGAAACUUUGUCGCGUUUAUAACACCUUGCUGACGGUUCUUUCAUAUAUAAAGGUGCUCAUGUACCGUGCUCAGAUGAGGCAAAGUUUCGCCAGUACCUCACCGCGUUUGCUCAACGCCCUAAUGAUGUUAAUUUUAACGCUAUUGCUAUGUUGUGUACAAUUUUAGAAAUUUAUUUUUUAUAAUUAACCUGUUGCCUACGUAUUUUUCACCCGAAUUUUUAAACGUCGAAAGGAGAAAUUGUCAUUAUUUAAAAAUGGAUUUACUGCCAAUGAGUAGAGUAACUCUAACCUAUGAAGUCAUACCUUAGUUAACUAUGAAAUAACCUAAGUAUGUUUUAUUUAUGUCCCAAGUUGCAUUUAUGGGCAUACCAACGGGCCUACCGUGACAUAAAACGUAUCUCUCAAAUCCAAUUUUCAAUGUUUUGCUUUGGUUGUGUUACUUAUACCUAUAAUUAUAAUUAUUAUCGUAUUUGAGAUUUAUUUUGUAUAAUAAUGAUGUAAUAAAUUGCUAAAAUUUAA
Messenger RNA from Pectinophora gossypiella (pink bollworm), 11199 nucleotides. It is a transcript of the gene Svil, whose product is annotated as supervillin-like. The coding region runs from base 392 to 9490 and encodes 3032 amino acids. The transcript has 27 exons. Lineage: Eukaryota; Metazoa; Arthropoda; Insecta; Lepidoptera; Gelechiidae. The record is from RefSeq and is a predicted model, not a curated record. Gene Ontology annotation, biological process: actin polymerization or depolymerization; barbed-end actin filament capping; cytoskeleton organization. Gene Ontology annotation, cellular component: actin cytoskeleton; cytoplasm. Gene Ontology annotation, molecular function: actin filament binding; phosphatidylinositol-4,5-bisphosphate binding.